AUGCAUCUUGCGCACCAGAAGAACGCGACGCAGAUCUGGAUCGCAAACGUUGGCGAUCUGAAGCCUCUGGAAAUCCCAAUUUCCCAUUUCCUGGACAUGGCGUACGACAUCAACAAGUUUAUGACGCCCGAAAGUACCGAUAGAUGGCUUCUACUGUGGGCGACACGUGAGUUUAGCGAGACUGUUGCGCAAGGCACGGCAGAGGUCAUGGCUACAUAUGGGAAGCUCAUUAUACGGAGGAAGUACGAAUUGCUGAACAUGUCUCCGUUUCUCUAUUCCACGAGCAACUACGACGAAGCGGAAAACGUGUUACAUGAGUGGGAGGAUCUGCAGAACAAAACGCAGGCCCUAUACGACCAGCUUGACUCCACCACUCAGAUCUCAUUUUUCGAGAUGGUGCUACAUCCAGUCAUGGCAGGACGAGUCGUGCAGCAAGUGUACAUCAAUGCUGAGAGGAAUAAGGCAUAUGCAGCACAGAAGCGUAUGAGUGCGAAUGAGCUUGCCGCGGACGUGAAAGCGGCGUACGCUCAAGAUAGUGUGAUCCAGAAGAGAUAUCAUGGAUUGCUAAAUGGAAAAUGGAACCAUAUGAUGGAUCAGAUACACUUUGGCUACAACAAUUGGUAUGCUAUGCUUUUCUUCGGUUUCUUUCUCAAUAAGUGCAUUAACACAUCACUUAGGCAGGACCCCAGCUCGAACACUAUGCCAUCCGUGUCUACUAUUGGUACAACGGCGCCUUCUUCGGGUCUAAUGGGAGUCUCCGUCCAAGGUAGCACAACUGCCGCCCCUGAGUCUACGCCACCUCUCCUCGCUCUCGACCCUUACACGCCCGAAAACCGCACAAUAGACAUCUACGCCCGGGGCGCCGGAAGUGUAGAUUUCACUAUCACGCCCUCUUCUCCCUACCUCAGCGUUUCUCCCUCUCAAGGCACCAUCAGCUACCCAUCCGGCACGUCAACCAUCCGGGCUACGAUCUCUGUAGACUGGGUAUCGGCCCCAAACGGCAGCAGUACCUCCAGCAUCACGAUAACGCCUAAGUCUGGGACAGCUGUCAAACUCACGCUGCCACUGAACAAUGUCGCCACCCCAGCAGGAUUCAAAGGCUACGUAGAGUCCAAUGGCGCCGUGGCAAUGGAGAUGGCACAUUUCACGGACCGUACCCCUUCAUCUUCUGGUGCGUCUCUCGAGGCAAUACCAAAUUAUGGCCGCACGCAUUCCGGUCUCACCCUCCUCCCCGUCACUGCUGGAACUCAAACCACCGCCACAGGGCCCAGUGCCGUCUACGCAUUUUACUCUUUUACCUCAGCUUCCAGCGCAAAAGUCAUCGCUUACCUCCCGCCAUCUUUCAAUGUAAAUCCAUCUUCUCCCUUGAAGUUCGCAGUCUCGUUGGACGAGGGGACAGCGACAACUUCAAGUCCUGUGCCGAGUAGCACGCUAGGAAGUAUGCCUUCAGGGUGGAGCGAGAGCGUGAUCAACGGCGCUAGAGUUGUUAAGAUUGACCUGGGUAAGGUUGAUAAGGGGGCACAUAAGCUCAAGGUAUGGCUACUGGAACCGGGCACUGUGAUCCAUAGGCUUGUCGUGGAUUUGGGCGGUGUGAAGGAUAGUUAUUUGGGGCCACCGGAGAAUUCAAAGGUGGGAUACUGA
Messenger RNA from Didymosphaeria variabile, 1641 nucleotides. RefSeq lists its product as uncharacterized. The coding region runs from base 1 to 1641 and encodes 546 amino acids. The transcript has a single exon. The record is from RefSeq and is a predicted model, not a curated record. Lineage: Eukaryota; Fungi; Ascomycota; Dothideomycetes; Pleosporales; Didymosphaeriaceae.